Molecule: messenger RNA, 2636 nt
Organism: Owenia fusiformis
Lineage: Eukaryota; Metazoa; Annelida; Polychaeta; Sabellida; Oweniidae
Source: the annotation of a GenBank genome assembly
GGCCGCCAUAAGGAAAAGUCUUACAUAAUUUACUCCACAGAUUAUCUAAAUUUUCAUCAUUUAUAAAAGUUAAUUAGAUAUUUUAAUUAGCACAGUAUUGUAUAUGAACAUAUAGAGAACACUUUGGAUAUGUUUAAAUAGACUAUGUAGGAUUAUUUUGGAGGAUAUAUUCAAACAAAAGGAUUACAUCUAAAAGACAAAGGAAAUAAACUUAUUUGAAACUAGGUCAACAGACCUUUUAAUUUUUCACAAGUUUAAGCUGUUAUGGAGUUAGUAAAAUAAGUCAAGUAAUAGUAUCUAAAUAUUUAGAAAACAGUAUACUGUAUACUUAAAGGUAUUUUUUGGAAAAAAUAAAAAAUAAAGCACAUAAACCAUGAUUUAAAAAGAUAAUUCAAAUUAAACUGGGAGUAAAUGGAAGAGCCAAAAUUAAGCAUUGUUAUCUAACAUGGAUUAACAAUUAUUUAAAUGUACUGACGGUAAAUAGAACAGCCAAAACAAACCCUUUGUUUAUCAACAUGGAUUAAUGGACUGACUAUACAUGGAACUAAUAGGAUUACUGACUUUUUAUUCUUUAUAAUCCUAUUCAUCUAAAUAGUGCAUAUAUAUAAAUUUGACCAUGAAUCCUGACAGGCCCCGCAGAGCCUGUACCCUGUUAUCCCCAGGCACACCAGUGACAUUUUCUUCACCUGAUCUAAAAGGUAAGAAAAAGGAAAGCAAACUAUGAAAACUCUCAAAAGAAUCCCAGAACUAAUCCAUGAGGACUUCAAAUAUACAGAUAUAGACAAUUCAGGCAUCUUAGAGUUAGGUGAAGAUUGCAAAAGUCUGGUAUUUUAUACUGAAAGGGUAUUAACAUGGAUAUCUGCAUUCGAGUCUUUUUACAAGCACAAGUCAAUGAAGGCUACAUCAAAAAGAAUAAGAUAUGGUCUACUAAUAACAGUAAGGGAUCAUAUCAACAUCAGAAUCUGUGAUUCAGGAAUAGUCUCAGUACAGGGAGACAAUCUGGAAGACUGGAAGGAGAAUGAUUACCAGUUAAUAAGACAAUCUAUUGAAGACCUAGAGAGUUCACAAUCAUCAAUCCCUCUCAGUGGAACUGUUACCUCACAAAUCGGCACUUCUGACGAGGAGAGUUUCGAUGGUUUUCUACCAUCGGAAAUAACACCUACGAUUCCAUCUCUUAAGAUAGAUGCCUGCGAGGAUAGCCUGGCCUACUUCUCGGACAUUGAUUGUUCUUCCUCGGAAGUGUCACAAUCCAUUUUGAAGCAGCCCGUAACAUUGAUUGUGCCAGAAACCCAACAGGACUUACAAAAUGACUCACAAAUCAAUGGGAAAACUGUGGAGAUAAUCCCAUCCCAGCCUGCUACUGGAGACCUACAUAUAUCUCAAUAUACAUCAUCAACGCCAAUCUCCACUCCAUCUACCGCUGUACAUAACACUUCCUCUAAGCCUACUGAAACCAUUUCUCAAUCUGGAAUAAAAACCACUAAAGAGACCGACCUCUUGAGACAAAACUCAAAACUCAGACAUAAAAUAACACAAUCAGAGAAAAAGCUUGAAGCAAUGGAUAGGAAAUAUGCACAGGAAAUAGAUAGGAAAAAUGCUACUAUAUUGGAUCUUCAAAACAGGCUUAAAAUAUCUGAUAAGCAACGCCUGGAUGAGAUCAAGAUUACAAAUGCAACCAGCGCGAUGAAAGUACAGGAUCUGGAGAAAGAAAUACUGAACUAUGAAAAUAAAUUGUCAAUUCUAACUAAGGAACUACAUGGAUCAAAGACAGACAAUGAGACUCUAUAUCGUAAAGUGAAUUCUCUGCUGAAGCAAGUAGAAAGUGAAACAGUUAGUUGCAGUGCCCCUCAGAGCAUCAUUAACCAUAAAAAAGACCAACACCGCAGCCCUAGGCCUCAUUCAUCUACUGAGUCUACAUCAUCAAACUCAUCCUUGAACCGCACCAGUCCUAAAAAUACUCAUUUGCCUAAACUGAACCGAGCCACUCCUACUAAAGUGAACCGCACCAGUCCCAGAAACACAUAUCCAGAUGAGCAGAAUCGAGCCCCUUCUACUAAACCUAGCCCUGGCCAGUUUACACGUACAAGCAACAUACCAACAGAGGCCCCUCCAAUGCCCUCAGUACAUAUAAUGUAUGACAGUAAUGGAAAGAAGCUAACUGAAUCAAUGAAGCGGAAAUCGCCCCAGAACAUAUCUGUCACUGGCUCAAUCUACAGUGGUUGUACAAUAGAUUUUGCGACAAAGAGUAUGCAACAAGGAGACCUUAAGCAGUCAACAGAUUUCAAGUUUCUUGGAUUUGGCACAAACAAUGUCAAAACAGAUGACCCACAAGACAUGGUUUAUGAACUAAAAAAUCUGUUACUGACAGCUAGCAAUAAGCAUCCACAAACUAAACUUAUCCUAUGUGGAAUACAUCAUCGUGGUGAUAGUGACAACCCUAAAAUAGUAGCAGAAUGGAAUACCAAGAUAGACUAUGUUAACAAGGAAAUGCGUUCCUUUUGUACAAGAAAAGGACAUGGGUUUGUGGACAUCAAUGCAGUAAAUAAUUCUACUGUUGACAAUCCCUGUAUGAGUGUCCUUUUUAACGACAGACUCCACUUCAACCCUACUGGCCGUAGCCGACUUGUAGAUGCUAU